Messenger RNA from Carlito syrichta (Philippine tarsier), 895 nucleotides. RefSeq names its product voltage-dependent N-type calcium channel subunit alpha-1B-like. The annotation marks the transcript as partial. Gene Ontology annotation, cellular component: membrane; voltage-gated calcium channel complex; neuronal cell body. Gene Ontology annotation, molecular function: high voltage-gated calcium channel activity. The record is from RefSeq and is a predicted model, not a curated record. The transcript is spliced from 7 exons. NCBI's taxonomy places the organism in Eukaryota, Metazoa, Chordata, Mammalia, Primates, Tarsiidae. Gene Ontology annotation, biological process: chemical synaptic transmission; calcium ion import across plasma membrane.
GGAGCUGCACGGUGACCUGGAGGCUGUGGGCCCUGUGCACACACUGCCCAGUACCUGUCUCCAGAAGGUGGAGGAACAGCCAGAGGAUGCAGAUAAUCAGCGGAACGUCACUCGUAUGGGCAGCCAGCCCUCAGAUCCUGGCACCGCUGUGCACAUCCCAGUGACGCUAACGGGCCCUCCUGGGGAGGCCACGGUGGUUCCCAGUGGCAACGUGGACCUGGAAAGCCAAGCAGAGGGCAAGAAGGAGGUGGAGGCCGAGGAUGUGAUGAGGAGCGGCCCGCGGCCCAUCGUGCCGUACAGCUCCAUGUUCUGUCUAAGCCCCACCAACCUGCUCCGCCGCGGCUGCCACUACAUUGUGACCAUGCGGUAUUUCGAGAUGGUCAUCCUCGUGGUCAUCGCCCUGAGCAGCAUUGCCCUGGCAGCCGAGGACCCUGUGCGCACUGACUCGCCCAGGAACAACGCGCUGAAGUACCUGGAUUACAUCUUCACGGGUGUCUUCACCUUUGAGAUGGUGAUUAAGAUGAUCGACUUGGGGCUGCUGCUUCACCCUGGGGCCUACUUCCGGGACCUGUGGAACAUUCUGGACUUCAUUGUGGUCAGUGGGGCCCUGGUGGCGUUUGCCUUCUCGAGCUUCAUGGGAGGAUCCAAAGGGAAAGACAUCAGCACCAUCAAGUCCCUGAGAGUCCUGCGUGUCCUUCGGCCCCUCAAGACGAUCAAGCGGCUGCCCAAGCUCAAGGUUGGAGUCUGGAGUGGGGGCUUGGAGGACGCGCUGUGGAUGUGUGUGCACGCGUGUGUGUGCACACGCUUGCAAUACACGAGUGUGCGCGAGUCUUCUCAGACCGUGUACCCGUGUGAGGAGGACCGGCCACUCCGCUCUAAGCCCCCCCCCGAGUAG